This is a messenger RNA of Mixia osmundae IAM 14324, 1361 nucleotides long. RefSeq lists its product as uncharacterized. Bases 339 to 1064 code for a protein of 241 amino acids. The transcript is spliced from 2 exons. NCBI's taxonomy places the organism in Eukaryota, Fungi, Basidiomycota, Mixiomycetes, Mixiales, Mixiaceae. The record is from RefSeq and is a predicted model, not a curated record.
GAUCUUGUGCUCGCUACUAGGCACCAUGCGCAGAGGUUGCGGCCCUCUGCCUGGACACUUGUAUGCUAGUUGCCAUGCAACCUCUGUCCCUCUUUACUGCCAACUGGCUAGAUCCGAAUGUGGCGCCAAGCAGUCACACGCAGCGCCACUGGCCUAUCGCGCUUCCGAGUGAGUCUCAGGCCUUCUCAAAGCACACUUCCUGGAUGCUCAGCAUCAUGGCAAUCCUUGCUCGCGACCACUUAUGCACACCUGCACUGAACAUUGCUGCGACUGAUAUGUAACAAACAUGCAAGUGUUGCGUUGCAUCGAUCGACACAUACUUGACAACAAAACGCGAAAUGAUGUUCCAGCGAUGCAGCCUACACAACGGAUCGCUAUGCAAGCUCCGGCUUGAAACAAGUUUCGGUUUGAGACAAGUUCCGGCUUUUCCCGUACAAUAUGCGCCUGACCGUCAGGCUUUGCUAUUCAAAGCCGAGCAUUUGGUCAUGUUCAGCCGGUCUCUCCAGCCAAUGAUUGCUGCCGUCAUCGCUCUCUGCUUUGCUACGCUCACCUUGGGCGCGAGCAACCCCGUCGGCACGAUUCAUGCUCGCGAUGCCAACACGCUCGAACGUCGCCACACUGGUCCUUACACGUGGUGUGGCUUCCAGAGCGAGUAUGAGCCAGGCAAGGUCGUCGCUGCUGGCAUUGAUCUUGUUUGGCAGUCGGGCAAGUACCUUGUGAUUCCGGGCCAAGGCCUGAAAUCUGCAAUCUAUGAGCCGCCCGCUAUGGUCGGCACUACGCUCGAGAACGCUAACUUCUACCUGGAUGCCGGCACUUGGGACGUCGAACUCCAGCUUCGCGUUGCCAACAAUGGCGACAUUCAGGGCGUGGCGAUCGCAUACAUGACUGUCAACAAGGUCUUUCCAGCAAAAACGCCUCCAUUUGGUUUCCAAUGCAGUAGCGACUCGGGUCAGCAAAACAAAGUCACCAUACCGGUGAGACAGGAUUUUCUGCCCCUGAUGAUGCCUGAUCUGAGCAAUAAAAUCAGGUCUACUAAACAGACGGAGCAAGUACUGGCAGUCUGAGAUCAUAAACCUGUAUCUUGGCUUCUAAUGCUACUCAUGCAUCUGCCGGAAUUUCCCGCUCCGGCUAUACUCCGCGCGCGCGCGCGCGCGUUCCCUGCAGCUGCACUCUUCGCUCGCUCGCUGAUCAAGAAAACUCGCCAAAGGUCGCGCUUCCUCUCGAUCUCAAAGGGAUCAUCUGCGAGGCUUCGCAUGCAAAGUAUGCCCUGAGCCGUUUGUCCUGAGAGUCUCGCCUUUCCAUCGUCUGCAGGGAUUGAUUGGAUGUCGGUUUCAGCUAUCCGGCACUGUGAUGAGCGACAU